AUGGCCUAUCCAGACGAUGCGAUCAAGCGUGAAGAGGAUGAGGAUGCAGACGAGGAGAUCGACGAAACUAACUACAAAACGCAAAAAGAUGCCGUUCUGUUUGCAAUUGACGUGAGCAGCUCCAUGCUGGAGAAGCCGCCACCGCCGGCCACCAAGUCCAAGUCGGCCGACCGGGACAGUGCCGUCUCAGCAGCGUUGCGGUGUGCCUACCAGAUCAUGCAGCAGCGCAUCAUCGCCCAGCCCAAGGAUCUCAUGGGAAUGCUCUUUUUCGGCACAGAAAAGUCUAGGUUUCGUCCCGGCGACGGCGACGGUGGCGAAGAUGCAGACAGCUUGGCAUCCAUCAACCACACGUCCAGCUACCCACACUGCUACCUGUUCAUGGAUCUCGAAGUGCCUGCUGUCGAGGACGUCCGCGCGCUGAAGAGCAUGGUGGAGGAGGGCGAGGACCCGGACGAGGUGCUGAAGCCAGCGCCAGCCGGCAAGUCUGUGACCAUGGCCAACGUGCUCUUCUGCGCCAACCAGAUCUUCACCACCAACGCGCCCAACUUUGGGUCGCGCCGCUUGUUCAUCAUCACCGACAACGAUGACCCGCACUCGGGAGACAAAGCUGCCCGCUCGGCGUCGGCAGUGCGCGCCAAGGAUCUGUACGAUCUGGGCGUGGGAAUCGAGCUGUUUCCCAUCAGCCGCGAGGGCGCCAAAUUCGAUCUCGGCAAGUUCUACGACGACAUUAUUUACCGUGAUCCCGCGGCCGAAGACGGAUCCUCUGGCAGGGUCAUUGCUGCUAGGUCUGGCGGCGGCCUGUCGCUUCUAGGGUCUCUGAUAUCGAAUAUCAACGCCAAGCAGACGCCCAAGAGGUCGUAUUUCUCGAACUUGACAUUUGAGAUUGCACCGGGGCUCAAUAUCUCUGUAAAGGGAUACAUACUGCUGAAUCGGCAAAAGCCAGCACGGACAUGUUACGUCUGGGUAGGUGGCGAAAUUGCCAAGCUCGCAACGAGCGAGACGAUCAAAGUCGAUUCCGACAGCACGCGAACGGUCGAGGUUGGGGAGAUCAAGAAAGCAUACAAGUUUGGCGGCGAAUUCGUUUACUUCACACCCGAGGAGCUUAAAGGGUUCAAGACGUGGGAAUUUCCCGAUGGAUGGAAUGGAAAAGGCCUACGCAUUAUCGGCUUCAAGCCGCGCGUCCUGAUUCCAUCCUGGGCGUCGGUGAAGCGGUCGACGUUCAUCUAUCCCAGCGAAGAGGACUACGUCGGCUCCACGCGUAUCUUCUCGGCCCUGUGGCAGAAGCUGAAGAAGUCUGAAAAGGUGGCUAUUGCGUGGUUUGUGCCGCGGAUCAACACCAACCCGGUUUUGGUCGCAGUCAUUCCCUCGAACGGUCCAGACGGAGGUAGUGAGGGCGAUGGCGAUGGCAGCGGCGAUGGCGAGAAGAGAUCGGUGAAUCCCUCACACUUGCCGGCUGGCCUCUGGCUGUACCCUUUGCCCUUUGCAGAGGAUAUUCGCAAGUUCGACGACAGCCGCGCGCCGCUUCCACGGCCUGCAGAGCUGACCGAGCUUAUGAAGCCGGUUGUGGAAAACCUGCUUCUGCCGAAGACGGCCUACGAUCCGGCCAAAUAUCCCAACCCGGCACUGCAGUGGCACUACAAGAUCCUGCAGGUGCUGGCCUUGGACGAAGAAGUGCCGAAGCAGGGCGACGAUCCCACGCUGCCCAAGUACAAGGCCAUCGACAAGCGGGUAGGCGGCAGUCUGGCGGAGAUCAAAGAACGGUUGAAGAGCGAGGCAACACACCUGCAGACGGUAAGGGCAAUAAAACGCGAGGCCGAAGACGACGGAGCUGGUACGAUGGGGAAGCCACUGUCGAAGCGGCCAAAAACGACAUCAGCGGCAGCCGAGAAGGGAAAGAUGUCGAACAAAGACAUCCAGAAUGCCAUUGCGACGGGCAAGCUGUCGGCGAAGCCGGUCGUAGAGCUGAAGGAGAUCUUGAGCAGCUGGAGUGUCAGCACAUCUGGGAGAAAAGCCGAGCUUAUCGAGCGGAUUGAGCAAUGGGCGGACGGAAAUCUGUGA
Messenger RNA from Grosmannia clavigera kw1407, 2058 nucleotides. RefSeq names its product dsb repair complex subunit. Gene Ontology annotation, molecular function: telomeric repeat DNA binding; double-stranded DNA binding; DNA helicase activity. Gene Ontology annotation, cellular component: nucleus; Ku70:Ku80 complex. NCBI's taxonomy places the organism in Eukaryota, Fungi, Ascomycota, Sordariomycetes, Ophiostomatales, Ophiostomataceae. Gene Ontology annotation, biological process: cellular response to gamma radiation; double-strand break repair via nonhomologous end joining; telomere maintenance. The record is from RefSeq and is a predicted model, not a curated record. The transcript has 3 exons. Bases 1 to 2058 code for a protein of 685 amino acids.